Mya arenaria is the source of this 4836-nucleotide messenger RNA. RefSeq lists its product as uncharacterized. The transcript has 12 exons. NCBI's taxonomy places the organism in Eukaryota, Metazoa, Mollusca, Bivalvia, Myida, Myidae. The record is from RefSeq and is a predicted model, not a curated record. Bases 545 to 2110 code for a protein of 521 amino acids.
CUGAAGUCGCUAUACUAGCUUUUCAACAUCCUGAAUGCGAUUAUAGUUGAAAUGAAGAAAGGUUUAAAAACACAAUGAAUCAGUUUACUUGGGUGAUUGUAAACAUUUUAUAUUGUUUUGGAGUAAUUGAGAAAGGUCAGGGUGUUUUUGUUUCACAAAGUGAAACGGAGUGGGACGAAUCUACAUGUACUUUUGCAGAACCAGAUAUACUCUGCAGUGAUGAUGGCUCUUGCGUUGUUGGAAAUGGUUUAGAACUUUUUAACAGUAUAAGCAUCCCAGACAAUGGUAUUUGGAUUGGAUUUACCAAGACAUGGAUAAGUUUUGCUUAUGUUGAUGUAACCAAGUGAAUGUUGGAAUCGAAUACUCUGUUCCAACUUUUGGGGAAUGUAGACGUAGAACAGGUUGCCAAACUAUCGGAAUCAGAAAUGCAACAGACGGAUUGAAAUGUAAGUGUGCAAGUAAUAGCCAGGUACACUCGGGGACAUGUAGAAGAAAAUGCGAAGAAGCGGAUCAAUAUCCGUGUGGUGACACUUCCGACAAAACUAUGUUUUCAAUUUAUACGGUCGAAAAAGUCCCUCCAAGUAGCAAUUCAAAGGACAAUAAUAAAAACUGUCUACUGUUCUAUUAUGGAUAUGGAGGACAAGGUCAUAAUUUUUAUUGGAGUCCGUGCAAUUAUGUAGCUUCCUAUCCAAAGAUAUUAUGCAGCGGCACAAACUAUUCAGAUAAAAACCAACUGGCGAAAUUAUAUAAUGGUAAUAAUAAAUGGGCUACAGCUGUUGACCACUGCUUCGUUGGAAAAUACUUCCCUGCAACAAUACAAAGUAUUAUAAAUGCGCAGUUCACUAACCAGAACGCCCAGGACUACUGGACAGGAAUAAUUAAGACAGAAUCAAUUCUUUCUUUGAGUGAUAAGUUAGAUAAUAGCACCAAUCCACCUGUGACAUAUGCUUAUGUUGAGCAGACAAACCAGACCGUUUACGUGAGAUUUGCUAACGCAGGUCAAUCGAGAAAGAGUUUGUGCACAGAAGAUGGCACAACGGCAACACCAUCUACAACGAUACGAGAGACACAACCAACUUAUUCGGAAUCCACCACAGCACCAGUUAAACCAACAACAGUUUCAGUUGGCCCCUCGGAAACAAACUCAAUAACCACGCAAGGGAAACAGCCUACGUAUUCGGAACCAACCACAACGCCAGUCAAGAGUACAACAGGUCCAACCUCGCGUGUCACGUCAAUUAUUCCAUUGACAUCAUCUGGAAGUGACAAAACAUCAGAUACACCUCCAACAAUUAAGUCAACUACAACGACAGUAUCGAGUCCCGUACAGGAAGGCAAAGACCAAGGGGGGUCAACCGCUGGUCUCGCAGCUGGUCUGUCCAUUUCUUUUCCAUUGAUUUUCGUUGUCAUGGUUAUUGUGCUGCUGUUCUUGAAAAGAAGGGGACUUCUACCAAACUUUUGCAAACAUAAUGAUGACAAGAACAACAAUACUGCAGACACUGCGACAGAAGUUUCAUUCGUACCAACAUCGACAUGUGAAUCUUCUACAAACACAAUGCAGGAUUUGACAGCCUCAAAGCAUUCGUACUUUGUGCUUGAGAAAACAUUUGAAGUAACAAACAAAGAGGAGAUCGACCAUUAUGCAGAACCAGAUAAAUCCGAUGUUGACUAUCAUGAUUUGAAUAAUCCUUCACAGAAAGAUACUGAUAACAACUACGAUACAAUCGAUGGCAAAAAAGCCCCAGCUGAGUCUGGAUUGACUAAGCUCAAUAACAACUAUAACGACGUAACUUUACAUCAAACUAAUGAGUACGAUCAUAUUCCUCUGAAUGGGAGGCCUACCAAGGACGACAAACAGACGGAAAAUGAAUACGACAUAAAGAAUAAUGUUAUCGACGGCAAACACGAUACAGGUUUCGAUGAUGACAGUGACACCUAUAACCAUUUGAAUAACCAAGAUUUAAAGAGCUCUGGCACAGGUGAAAUUUAUGGAAUGCCAAAUACAGACGGCGACAAUGACUAUGAUACUUCCGGUUCACUAAAGUAUAUAAGGAAUACAGCUACAAAAUUUCAGCAGCCUGAAAAUGCCGUGAUUAAAAAGAAAUGGUAGAAUUAUAAAUCAAUAAAUGAAAGUUAAUGUACACGAUAUAAUAACUUAACAUUGAUAAGAUCCAAGUGCAGUGAUAGUCACCUAAACCAUGACAAAUACUUAUUCUAAGGAGAGGACAUACCCAACUAGAUAUCUCUUCAGUUCCAUUAUUGUUAAUGUGCCAAUUGGAUAUAAACUGUAUGAAAAUAUAAACUCGUCAGUCAAUUAAACAAAAAAUGAUUGUAAUGCCAUUUUGAACCGAAAAGGCAAAUAAUUUGUACCACCUCAACGGCGUCGUCGGGUAACCAGUUUCAACUAUACAAAUAAUUUGGUUUUCCAAUGUACUGUUCUUUCGAGAGUUAUCUAAAGUUAUGACUGAUGUGAAACCAACCAACUGACCAUGCAUGGUUGGUUUGAGUUGUAUUGUUGCCUCUUCAGUGGUAAUUUCCGCGAGAUGCGUAUAGGAAAACACCAAAUUGCCGACGUUGACAAUUCAGACAAUUUUCUCAUAUCAGCGGAAAAGGUAGCCAUUCAUGGAAAAACAGUUUCUUAAUAUAAUGCAGACACUCUAAAUGAUUAAAUAGAAGGACACUCAAAUGCAAAAUUAAAUUGCAUGGUCCAGCAUUAUUUAUUGCAAUACAAUACACAAUUGUCCGCAAAUGAACUUAGCAUUUAAAAGUUUUGAAACAUUACAUGCUUCGGCAAACCAACUGUUUUGUCGUAGUUGUUUUUAGCAUAUUGUGCAUGUUUUAUGUGGAACUAUCUGUCAUCGUUUCGCAAAUUAACAAACAAAAUACUUUGUUGUAAACAAUCAUGUUGCUGCCAAAUUAAUAUCUGAAACGAUCAACCAAAUCGCAAUACGUCCAACUGUGUAUUAUUGUGUCUAAGUAAUAUGAACUAAAUCUUAAUGAUUAAGAAUGUGCGUUGUGGGCGUAGAAGUGUAGAAGGUGUGUACCAUUAUCAUAAGCGAGCAUUUGAUGUUCUAGCCACACAUUUGUUAUCAUAACUUGUUGACAUUAAGUGAUUCCAAGAAAGGACUGAAUAAUAUGUAUUUUAGAUGUCCGAGGUGUAGAAGAUACAUACCAUGUAUGAUUUAAAAGGUAUGGUUUAAAAUGUAUGAAUCAAAAUGAUAAAGAGUAAUUGUUAACUAAUUGAUAGAAAAGACAAGUCAUGUAUUAAGAUGUUUUGUAUUUGUACGUUGUGUUAUUGUUCGAAAGCCAUUCCUUAAAAACACAUUCAAACUUACAAUAUGAACCAUGAAACAUAUCAAAUGUCAACCAGAUGCACACAUAUUACAAAGCAUAAUUGAUAUUUUCGUAGACACUAUCCAACAUAUAUGUAAAACGCAUCUGGGCGCUCACAUCAUCGCCAUUGGUCUGAUUGUGUAUAUCUAGCAGCGCACACGUUUCAUAUUCAUGACGCAAUUAGGAGGAUAUCCCGCUAUGUCACGUUUCGGAGAAUGUUUUGCAGAGAUGGUUAUAUAGAUAAAUUGUAUAUGAUUAUACAACCAUGUGUUAUUCUUUGGUGGCAUAAUAUAUAUUUAUUUAAUUGGUCAAUGUAUUGGUAAAAUGACAACAAGCAUUGUGUUAAUUUAAAAUUGUUGGACUUCAACACAGAUCAUCAUCCUAGUUGCUCUGUUUGUUUCAAAUUGUUAUUUAAUAUUCCUUCUUUUGAUUUUGAUUAUUUUAAUCAAUUGAUUCUAGUUUUGUUUUCAAAAUGCGUAUUGUAAUCCGAGUGGCCAAGAGAAAAUUACCUUAGUGGAAAUGUAACCAACAUUAUAUUGAGCGGGGGCAAUCUUGUUUUACAUCGAUGUAUUCUUAUAGUGUAGAUAUUAGAUAACCAGUUUGAAAAAUCAUCGGAGAUAUCCUCUAUUUCUUAAACUUCAAUCAUAUUUUUAUUGUAAGAGAAAUAACGUAUUCAAGUAACUCUAUAUUCUUUUGAAUAUCGUAUAAACUGCAUUUUUAUAUUGCACCAAGGAUCCAACGGCCUAUUGGAAAUUACCGUAUAUCACGAACAAUCUACUUUUGACCAAAUUUUAACAUACGGAAUAAGUUUACAGAUUAUAACCAAGAGAAUAUCCUGCUCUGAAGCCAGUCUGCAACUCAUCUAUUUAUAAUUCGAUUAUAAUUUGACAUUGAUUAUGAUUGACCUGUAACUAGUCGUGAUGUAAUACUAAUUGAACAUACCUUUAUAACAAUCUAUAUAAAAAUUGUUGUCUGGCUAGCGCAGUGGUAAACAUAUUUUAAUCCAAAAUAUAAACCACGUUAAUUCGCUGAUUACUUCAUUUAACAUUUGUAUAAUGCAGGAAGGAAUUAAAAGCCUUUUGGAAAUCGCCGUAUAUCACGUAUAAUCUACCGUUUUGACCACAUCUGAGCGUUAGGGAUAUGUUUACACAUUAUCAACAAGAGAAUAUCCUGAUCUGAUCUGAAGCAAUUUUGCGACUCAUCUAUUUUAAUUAGAUUAAAAUUUGACAUGUUUUGUGAAUUACCUAUCGAAUAAUAAAUUGACUCACCAUGUGUUUUAACAACAGUAUGUACAUGUUUAAGACAUUUUAUAGGAACAUAGGAAAACACUUUAUAUCUAUUAUGAUAUCAACUUCUCUCUUUUUCAGAAUCAUACAUUUAUAACCGAUCGCCAUGUAUAUAUGCAUACGAUACAAUAUGUCAAACAUCAAGGGUCAUGUUUUACUUAUAUCAUUGUUUAUAUUGUUUGAAAUUUUAAUACGCAAUAAAAUAUGUUCUAAUCAG